This is a messenger RNA of Schistocerca gregaria, 2925 nucleotides long. Its product is annotated as cytoplasmic aconitate hydratase-like. Gene Ontology annotation, cellular component: mitochondrion; cytosol. The record is from RefSeq and is a predicted model, not a curated record. Gene Ontology annotation, molecular function: 4 iron, 4 sulfur cluster binding; aconitate hydratase activity. Lineage: Eukaryota; Metazoa; Arthropoda; Insecta; Orthoptera; Acrididae. The coding region runs from base 132 to 2810 and encodes 892 amino acids. The transcript has 5 exons. Gene Ontology annotation, biological process: citrate metabolic process; tricarboxylic acid cycle.
AACCGCGGUCUUCUGGCGCCAAGCACCCGUUUUUUUUUUGCUCAAACCACUUCAAUUUUUGUUUCUGCCUGCCAAAAAAAACAUUUCAUCCAACUGCCUUCCGAAACUCAGAGCCCAUUUUCCUCCAUAACAUGGUGAACCCGUUCGACAGCAAGGUGAAGAGGAUUCUAAAUGUCGGCGACAAAGAGCUCAGCUAUUACUCCCUAUCAGCACUAGAGGACGAACGUCUAGCAAAAUUGCCCUUCUGCAUCCGCAUACUGCUGGAAAGCACCCUUCGCAACUGCGAUGACCUCGCCGUCCCCAAAAAAAUGGUCGAGCUCAUACUGGACUGGCAAAACACUAGCAAAAAAGACACAGAAAUUGUUUUUUGCCCAGCGCGCGUUGUACUGCAAGACUUUACGGGUGUCCCGGCCAUCGUCGACCUGGCUUCUAUGCGCGAUGCCGUGAAGAGACUCGGUUCUUCUCCGUCGAAGAUCAACCCUAAGGUCCCGGUCGAUCUGGUCAUCGACCAUUCCGUUCAGGUCGACAAGUUCCGCGAGCCCGACGCCCUGCAAAAAAACCUCCAAUUCGAAAUACAGCGGAAUCACGAGCGUUUUUCGUUCCUAAAAUGGGGCGCCAACGCGUUUGAGAAUCUGUCGAUCAUUCCUCCGGGAGCCGGGAUCGUUCAUCAGGUCAAUCUAGAGUACUUGUCUCGGGUCGUCUUCAAUGAAAACGGCGUUUUGUACCCGGACACGGUCGUCGGUACGGACUCCCACACGCCUAUGGUGAACGGCCUCGGCGUCCUGGGGUGGGGCGUGGGCGGCAUCGAAGCAGAGGCGGUCAUGCUGGCGCAGCCCAUAUCCAUGAUCCUCCCGGAAUGCAUAGGCUUCAGGCUGGUCGGGAAGGUAAACUCUCGCGUCACGUCGACAGACCUGGUUUUGACGAUUACAAACAAAAUGCGCGGAAUUGGCGUGGUGGACAAAUUUAUAGAGUUUUUCGGUCCGGGCGUGGCGGAAUUGAGCAUCGCGGAUAGAGCGACGAUUUCCAACAUGUCUCCCGAGAUGGGCUCUACGGUGUCUUUCUUCCCAAUUGACCACGUCACGUUGAGAUACAUGCAUUUGACUGGUAGAAGCGAGGAACUGAUUGAAAUCACAGAAAAGUAUCUGAAAGCUCAAAACUUGUUCCGUGAUUACCGUGACAGGAAUCAGGAUCCUGAGUACACCAGGAUCGUUGAACUUGACCUUAGUACGAUCACUCCGUCUAUUUCCGGGCCGAAACGUCCGCACGAUUGCGUCGCACUUUCUGAGGCGAAGAGGGAUUUCGUUGAGUGCCUUAGGUCCCCUAUUGGGUUCAAGGGCUUCAACGUCUCCGAGGAACACCGUGCGAAGUCGGUGAGCUUUGUGUAUCAAGGCCAGCAAUACCGGUUGACGCAUGGGUCGGUCGUGAUUGCAGCCAUCACGUCUUGCACCAACACCUCUAACCCGAACGUUAUGAUCGGCGCCGGGUUGCUUGCGAAAAAGGCGGUUGAGAUAGGUCUGACGGUCAGUCCAUACAUUAAGACGUCUCUGGCUCCGGGUUCGGGGGUGGUGACGCUGUAUUUGAACCGCAGCGGUCUGCUUCCCUACCUCGACAAGCUGGGAUUCAGCGUGGUCGGAUAUGGCUGCACGACUUGCAUUGGGAACUCCGGCCCUCUCGUUGAAGAGGUGGCCAAGGCUAUUGAGGAGGGAGACCUGAUCUCGGUUGCAGUUUUGUCGGGCAACCGCAACUUUGAAGGCCGCAUUCAUCCGAUGGUGUCCGCGAACUAUCUCGCGUCGCCUCCUCUGGUCAUAGCGUACGCGUUGUCGGGCACCAUGAUUAUAGACUGGGAGACCGAGCCCAUUGGCAAGGUGAAUGGUAAGGAAAUCUACUUGAGGGACAUUUGGCCCUCUCGCGAGGAAAUCGACCACUACGCCAGCAAAUACGUCCUUAGAGAAAUGUUCAUUGAUUGUUAUUCUAUCGUGACCGAGGGGUCGGCCGAUUGGCGCGGUUUGCAGGCACCGAAAUCAGUGUUGUACGAGUGGGACGAGUCGUCUACUUAUAUUCACAACCCGCCGUUUUUCGACUCCAUGACCAGAGAGCUGAACUACGAAACCGUCAUCAAGGGCGCUCGUUGUCUGUUGUAUUUGGGCGACUCCAUCACGACGGAUCACAUAUCUCCGGCUGGCUCAAUUGCUAAGAAUUCGCCGGCCGGUCGAUAUUUGGAGUCUCGAGGCGUCAAGCGGGAGGACUGGAACACCUACGGGUCUCGUCGCGGCAACGAUCAGGUGAUGGUGCGCGGUACGUUCGCGAACAUUCGUCUUCUGAACAAGUUCGUCGACAAGCCGGGAUUUCAAACUGUGUACCAUCCCACUAAGAAGGUAAUGGACAUCUUCGACGCCGCGGAGCUCUACAGGCAAUCCAACACGCCGCUGAUCAUCUUGGCCGGGGAGCAAUACGGCUCGGGCUCGUCUCGCGACUGGGCCGCGAAGGGGGUGUGGAUGCUGAACGUUCGCGUCGUGAUAGCGCAAUCUUACGAGCGCAUUCAUCGCAGCAACCUGGUGCUGUGCGGCAUCAUUCCUCUCCAGUUCAAGCCUGGGGAAUCCGCUCAGAGUUUGGGGCUGAGUGGGAGCGAAACAUUUAGCAUCGAUCUGGGCCAGGACAUAACAGUCGGGCGCGAGGUCACCGUGGCGGUUGAAAACGGAACGGUCAAGAGCUUCUCUGCUCUUCUAAGGUUUGACACGGAGACCGAGGUUACUUACUUCAAACACGGUGGCGUUUUGAACUACGUGAUCCGCCAGACGAUCGAUAGCUGAAGGAGGCCGUGCGCCGCGGGCGUUUAGCAGCAAGUCUCCAAAAAGAGAGAGGGUCCACACAGAACAAGAGACACGUAAUAAAGCGCCAACUCUGCUGUAUAAAGCAGCUUUUUUA